UAACUAAGGUCUCCUCUCUGACAGAUCUGAACCUCCUCAUCAUGAUGGACAACACCAGAACUGCAGACCAGAUUAAGACCUUCCUUCAGUGCUGGAAAGGGUUUGAUUCAGAGCAGACGGCCAGCUUCUACGACGUCUGGGCCAAGACCUACGAACAGGACUCAGAGAAGAUCGGAUACCAGGCACCAAACCUGGUGGUGGAUUUCCUGCAUGCAAACUUCCCUGAGAAUCGUGGAGAUGUUCAGGUUCUGGACGUCGCCUGUGGAUCUGGAUUGGUCGCCAAACUGAUGACUGAUCUGGGCUUCAGACACUUUGUGGGAGUGGACGGCAGUAAGAACAUGCUGGAGCUGGCUACUAAGACCGGCCUCUAUGAGGACCUCAGACUGGCCCUACUGGGAACACAACCGCUGCCUGCAGAGACCGGUACGUACGACGUGGUGGUAAUAGUCGGUGCUCUUCGUCAUGAGCAUGUUCCUGUCAGCAUCAUCAGGGAGCUCUACCAAGCCACCAAACCGGGUGGAUACGUCUGCAUGUCCAGAGUGGACCCUGACUCAGAGCUGGGAGACGAAUACAAAGAGAGCAUGGAGCGUGAGCUGCAGCUGAUGGAGGAGGAGGGACUUUGGACCCGUGUGGCCUCUGAAGAGAUGAAGAAUUACAUGAUGGAUGUUUCCAGUAAACAGGAAGAGAAGUACCUGGUUGGGACCAUGUACCUUUACAGGAAGUCCCUAAAGUAGACCAUCCCCAGGCUGUGAUCAGAGCAGAGAGACACAGACAUCAUCAUAUUUCAGUACGGGUCCUGAUCCUAUCAGGGGACCAGGAUUAUUCUCAGGGUUUACAGACGAGGACAGGUUGGGGUGGCUGUUUUAGUCUUUCUAUGUUGGUACUCAGGUCUCUGAAGGACUGGUCCAUCAGGGAUCUGGGUCCACUCUGUCUCUGACAGCUCCUGGUUUCUAUCCCAGCCUGCUCAGUGUUUAUGUCGUCCUGAAGACAAAUCAUCAACAAUAGGUCAACUUUUGAAGCGCCUGUAAAAGUCACUUCUCCAUGACUGACCAAUCAGCAUCAAGAGGGGGCGGGGCUUCGACUUUGUCAACAGUGAAGACAGUAACCCUGGUGUUUCUGUGAGGGGACAGUUUAUAGAUGGAGUAGAUCUGCCAGCGUAAGGACACGCCUCCUUCCUGUUGUCUGUCUGUGUAAUUAUUAUUUUAAAUGAAUUAAAUGUUCAAAUGUUGAA
Molecule: messenger RNA, 1231 nt
Organism: Notolabrus celidotus (New Zealand spotty)
Lineage: Eukaryota; Metazoa; Chordata; Actinopteri; Labriformes; Labridae
Product: methyltransferase-like protein 27
Exons: 5
Coding region: 42-734 (230 amino acids)
Molecular function (GO): S-adenosylmethionine-dependent methyltransferase activity
Source: RefSeq, a predicted model, not a curated record